UGGUCGUGGUCGACCAACCGUGACCAACGUCGGAAGAAGUGUUCAGUAUUCUACUUUCCCCGGUUUUCCGUGAAAUAUGGCGGUUACCGAGUUGACAAAUGCGUUAAAGGAUCUGCCGAAUCGCGUUCAAACCGCUAGCAAAAAUGAACGAAGAGAAAUUCUCCAGAAUGUUGCUAGCGUGUUGUCAAAUCCUGGCAUCAACGAAAAGCUCGUUGGCGGAAUAUGUAAAGUUACUUCGAUCACUUUACAUCGUUACAGAGAUACCACCUCUCAAUCCUACGUGAAAAACUUGAUAAUUUCUUUAUUAAAAGAACAAUCUGAAGCAGCCGUCAAGCAUAUGUCAAGUGUUGUCUCAGAACAAGCUAACUGGCAUAAAAAUGUAGUACCUUCGCACAACACAGCAUUGACAGCACAUCUAGCCCUAAAAUGGAGUACCUUAAUUGUCCUUCAUGGAAUCAGCAAAGGACCUGAACCAAAUUAUUCAGAGCUUCCAAAAUUAAUAGAAGCUCAGUCAAACCUCAGUGCCGCCGCUUUGGCUACAGGAGAUACUAAACUAUCUAGAAAAGUGUUUACUCUUCUCGUAAAUCAGUGGAACGCUGUUAGCGGUAUCCAGGAAAAAUACGUGGAGAAUUUAAGCAGUUUGGAGGCAAGCAGUGGCGUCAUUGUUUUAUCUAGCCUUCUCAUGAAGUAUUUGGUGGAGAGCAAACAGGAUGAACUGGCCGAGAAACUUAAGAACGGUACUCUCGAAGCGUUCAUGAAAGUGUGCAUUAGUUGCAAAAAGAAACCGGAGCUCUAUGUGGUCGAUUCAGCGGUUCAUCUCUUACAUCGAGUAUCCCACGAUGAUUUUAAAAAUCAAUUACUGCCGGCGCUACAAAAAUCAAUGCUUCGAAAUCCAGAAAUCAUAAUAGAGUCAGUAGGUCAUAUUCUUACCGGUUUAAGCCUCGACCUAAGUCGCUACAGUCAAGAUAUAAGCAAAGGCUUAUUUGCAAACCUUCACUCCAAAGAAGACCUUGUGCGCGAAGAAGCUGCAGAUGCUUGUCGCCGUCUCGCUCUUCAGUGCUCCGACUCCACAGCAGUUGAAAGCCUUCUAGCCUCCGUAUUUGCCGUUUUCAACGGUUCCGAAGGAAAAUUAACGGUCUCAACUCAUAAGAUCUCCGUUCUCCAAGGUGCCGGAAAUCUCAGUUAUAACUCUGUCAGCGGAAGCACCGUACAAAAGCUCGCAGCAACCGCUUGUGGACACUUCAUAGAAGUUCUUAAAACGGAAGUUCAUGAGAAGACGUUGAUUCACGGAGUUGAAAUGAUGGGACUCUGGUGUAACAAAUUCGUCAAUGAGAUCCCGAAGAACGUGAUUGAUAUCUUCAAGACAGGAAUGGCCGCGAAGACGUCGACGGCUGGAGUUAGGACUGCAUAUAUUAAAUUAUUUUUUACUGCCCCAAUCGCUACCCAAUCUUCAACCAUAGCUCCGCUUUUGACGCAUGCUAUCAGUCGAUCCUCGCAGCAAAGUGCGCAGCCUGCUGCCGUCACAGAGGGUGUUGUAGCUUCUUAUCUACUUUUGAAACUCAUUCUGUCAGGUCAAGUUGAGAAUGACAAACAGAGUGUGCUUUGGAGUGCGAUCGACGAUCAGAUUUUCUUCUCAGAAAAGUAUCUUUCCACCUGUAGCGAUGAAAUACUCUUUCACCUGAUGCAGCUCUGCGAACGGCUUAUCGGUGAGUUCUCAGAUAGACUAAACGAGAAAGCCUUAAUAGGCGUCCACAGAGCAAUCGUUACUUGCAUAACUGCGCCAAAGUCGUCAACUCGUCGACGCUGCGCUCCUCUGGUUAAAAAGAUCCUAACUGGUUUGAGCACCUAUGAACCGGUUCAGUCUCUCCUUCUAGAAUUUAGCAAAGUUCUGGAUACUGCAAAAACUAAGUCAGAAGCGGAGACAGAGAGCAAAGAAGAUUUGCCUGGGGAGACUAGCGGAAGAGCUCUCGCAGAUGGAUUAUUAGCGAUCUGCUCUGGGUCUUUCCUUUUCGAGACACCCGCGAUGCAGCUGAUCCGCGACUCCUUAAUCCCCGCUCACCAUCCCGCAAUUUUGAAGACUGUACCAUACCUUUGGUUUAAUAUAUUAAAGAAUUUUAAUAUCAAGCUGGAGGAUUUUCUGAAAUGCUUUGGUGGCGAGAUUAAGAAGAUGUUUGUACAGGAAUACAAACCUACAUCAAGUUAUGAGAAUGCCCUUGCUAAAAUGGCAUCACUAGCUCCAGACGUGAUCUUCCCCACUCUCAUGCCAUCGAUAGUCAGCAGAUUAAACGAUUCUGAAAUACUAAGAAUUACUAAAGACGAAUACUUCACGUUUUUAACUCCAGAAGGUGAGCUCUACGAUAAAAGCGUUAUACCUGGGAAUGAUGAUAACGAUAUCCUUAAUACGAUGAAUAUGAAGAGAGAAAGUAAAGUUUAUUCGUUCAAGGAACAGCAGGAGGAGCUUCAGUUGCGGCGGGAGUUGUAUGAGAAAAGAAAGAAAGAGGGAAAGAUAAAGGAACCUAAACUGACGCCAAAACAGGAAGAGGCAAUGAAGGCUCAGGUCGCUAAAGAGAAUCUAAUCAGGAAAAGACUUUCGGGGCUAAACGAGAAGAUCAGUGACGUGGUUUCGAUAAUCAACGCCCUCGUGCGCGGACACGGAAUGGAGUUGUCUUUUCAUUUGAAAGAUCUACUUCCCAUAAUUUUGAAGAAUCUAGGUUCUCCACUAGCAGCGCCAAUGAUGAAGGAGUUGCUGCUGCUUCUGAGGAAAACUGUAACUAUAUCUAGCGACCCUACUCUGAGCGACCUGGUGGCUCAUGUGACUCUUCGCCAGCGGCAACCACAGUGUGAUUUGGAUCCUGGUUGGGAGGAGGAAGCAUUGGAGAGUGCAGUUAAGAGGACACUAAAUCUCAUUCAUCAGCAUACUGUAAAGCAAAAGCAGCUUUUCUCUGCGCCAGCUUUCUGUUACGUUUUUCCGUUUGUAAAGAAAACGCUGCUGUCGAGCAAGGACGAUGGUGUAAUUGCGCAGGGGCUGCAGAUUGUCCAGGAUCAUGCAAAGCAGCGAGGUGAGUCUACAAAUCCGAAAGACCCACGCCAUCCAAGGUUGUUGCCGAGGAAGCAGAUGUUCGAUCUGAUCAUUGAACUCAUGAGCACAACGACUGGAAGAGUGCAGUCACACGCGGUUGCUACUCUUUUGGAUGUUGCGCACUCGGGAAGUGGAGUGGAUGGCGCUGCCUUAGCGACGAGUGAAGACAUUGAAUCAUUGACUGGAGCACUUCAAAACUCCUUGCCCGCUGUAAGAGACGCCGCGCUUCGAGGACUUCUCGUCAUCCACCGAGCGUUCUCUCACGAUAAAGAAGAUUACCCCGAACUGCUUCGUCUUACAAGACGAAUCUGGGUUGCCAAAUCCGACAUUUGUGAGGAAAAUAAGAUUCUUGCUGACGAGCUCUGGGAAAAAGCUGCUCUCGAAGCAAACAGCAAAAUUCUCUGCCAUGAACUUAUUCAGGAUAUCGCUCAUCCAGUCGAACCCAUACAGCAAGCUGCGGCCGGUGCACUUGCCGAGUUAUUAACUAAAGAUCCCCAUCUCAUGCCAGAGAUACUCGAGAAAUUACUUCAACUCUAUCAAGAAAAACUAGUCAUGAUUCCACCAAAACUAAAUGACUUUGGUCGAGUCGUGGAGCAGCCAAUUGACACUUGGGGCCCUCGAAGAGGAGUCGCCCUCGCUCUCGCCCAACUUGCUCCGCUGCUAACCUCUGAAACCAUUCAACGCCUAGUUCAAUUUUUCGUCUCCACCGGAUUAGGAGACAGGAAUCCUACCGUGAGAAAUGAGAUGUUAACAGCAGCCGUAGCCGCUGUAGAUCUUCACGGAAAAGCUAACAUCACCUCCUUACUCCCAGUAUUCGAAGACUUUAUGGACAAGGCACCGAAAAUCGGCAGCUUCGAUUCCAUAAAACAAUCUGUUGUUAUCCUCAUGGGAUCUCUUGCUAGGCAUCUGGAGAAGGACGAUUCAAGAAUCAAACCUAUUGUCAUGCGGCUUAUUGCUGCGCUUUCCACACCCUCGCAACAGGUACAAGAAGCCGUAGCUAACUGUCUCCCGCACUUGGUUCCAUCCAUAAAGGAAGACGCACCAAAAAUCGUGGACAAACUCAUGGACCAACUUCUCAAAUCCGACAAGUAUGGAGAACGUAAAGGCGCCGCGUAUGGAUUGGCUGGACUGAUCAAAGGCAUGGGAAUCCUCGCUUUGAAACAACUUGAUAUAAUGACCACUUUAACGAAUGCAAUUCAGGAUAAGAAAAACUACAGGCACAGGGAAGGGGCGUUGUUUGCAUUUGAAAUGCUCUGUAAUAUGCUUGGCAGGCUCUUUGAACCUUAUAUCGUCCACGUGCUGCCACAUUUACUUCUCUGUUUUGGAGACUCCAGUCAGUACGUAAGAGCCGCUACAGAUGACACCGCUCGUGUGGUUAUGAGCAAACUCUCUGCUCAUGGUGUAAAACUAGUUCUACCAAGUCUACUCGCUGCCCUGGAGGAGGACUCAUGGAGAACAAAGACCGGCUCAGUAGAACUAUUAGGAGCAAUGGCUUACUGUGCGCCAAAACAACUGAGCAGUUGUUUACCUAGCAUCGUGCCAAAGCUGAUCGAAGUCCUUAGCGAUUCUCACACAAAGGUACAAGAAGCUGGAGCAGAGGCUCUUAAAGUCAUAGGCAGUGUCAUCAGAAAUCCGGAAAUUCAGGCGAUAGUGCCUGUUUUGUUGAAGGCUCUCCAAGAUCCUUCUAGGAAAACGGCAACGUGUUUGCAAACUUUACUUGAUACGCAAUUCGUACACUUCAUAGACGCGCCUUCACUGGCGUUGAUCAUGCCCGUUGUGCAGAGAGCUUUUAUGGAUCGCUCGACGGAAACGAGAAAGAUGGCUGCACAGAUUAUCGGAAACAUGUAUUCGCUGACAGAUCAGAAGGAUUUGACGCCUUAUUUGCCGACAAUCAUUCCUGGACUGAAGACAAGUUUGCUCGAUCCUGUUCCUGAAGUUCGAAGUGUUUCUGCGAGAGCGUUGGGAGCGAUGGUUCGAGGAAUGGGAGAAUCAAGUUUCGAGGAUCUGCUACCAUGGUUGAUGCAGACCUUAACUUCAGAAACGAGUAGUGUUGAUAGAUCUGGUGCCGCACAGGGAUUGUCGGAAGUGGUUAGGGGCUUAGGGGUAGAGAAGCUUCAUAAAUUAAUGCCAGAAAUCAUCAGCACUGCUGAACGCACAGACAUCGCGCCUCAUGUUAAGGAUGGUUAUAUAAUGAUGUUCAUCUACAUGCCGUCGGCUUUCACAUCGGAAUUCACACCUUAUAUUGGUCAGAUUAUCAAUCCGAUUCUUAAGGCAUUGGCAGACGAAAAUGAAUAUGUUCGAGAAACUGCUCUUCGAGCUGGACAAAGGAUCGUAACACUUUAUGCUGAUUCAGCGAUUAUGUUAUUGUUGCCGGAGUUGGAGAAGGGAUUGUUCGACGAUAACUGGCGUAUUAGAUACUCCUCAGUUCAAUUGCUUGGAGAUUUACUUUACAGAAUAUCUGGAGUAUCAGGUAAAAUGUCAACGGAAACCGCAAGCGAAGAUGAUAAUUUUGGAACCGAACAGUCUCACAUGGCGAUCAUUAAAGCUCUCGGAGCCGAACGAAGAAACAGGGUUUUGGCUGGACUUUACAUGGGAAGAUCAGAUGUUGCUCUCAUGGUUCGACAAGCAGCCCUUCACGUUUGGAAGGUGGUUGUCACGAACACUCCAAAAACUUUGAGGGAAAUACUGCCAACGUUGUUUAGUUUACUCUUGGGAUGUUUAGCAAGCACAAGCUAUGAUAAGAGACAAGUGGCAGCACGAACGUUGGGAGAUCUGGUCAGGAAAUUGGGCGAGCGAGUGUUGCCGGAAAUCAUUCCUAUUUUGGAGAGAGGUCUGCAAAGUGAACAAGCUGAUCAAAGGCAGGGUGUUUGUAUUGGUCUUUCUGAAAUAAUGGCUAGUACCAGCAAGGACAUGGUCCUUACGUUUGUCAACAGUCUAGUGCCAACAGUUAGGAAAGCUCUUUGCGAUCCGCUUCCUGAAGUACGACAAGCAGCUGCUAAGACCUUCGACAGUCUACACACAACCGUCGGCGUUCGAGCCUUGGACGAUAUUCUCCCAGCAAUGUUAGUUCAGCUGAGCUCGCCUGAUCAAGCAGAGGCCGAGAACACUUUGGAUGGUCUACGCCAAGUCAUGGCAAUCAAAUCCCGUGUCGUUCUGCCUUACUUGGUUCCGCAAUUAACAUCACCUCCAGUCAACACGAAAGCUUUAUCCAUUCUUGUGAGCGUUGCUGGUGAAGCCUUGACAAGAUUCCUUCAUAAAAUUCUACCCGCUCUAUUAACGGCCCUAUCCAGCUCGCAGGGAACUCCGAACGAGAUGCAAGAGUUGGAAUACUGUCAAGCAGUAAUUCUCUCCGUGACGGAUGAAACUGGAGUGAGGACGGUCAUGGAUCAAUUGAUGGAGGCGACAAGGUCCAAGGAAACUCCGAUAAGACGAAGCGCGGCAACACUUUUGUGUGCAUUUUGCCGAGAUACAAGAGCGGAUUAUAGUCAAUAUGUGCCUCAACUACUUAGAGGACUUAUUCACCUUUUCACUGACGAGGACAGAGAUGUAUUGCUGAUGAGUUGGGAAGCGCUUACUGCUGUAACAAAGACUGUACCAGCAAACGAGCAAAUGGUCUACGUACAGGACAUCAGACAGGCUGUUCGAUUCGCAGCCUCUGAUCUGAAAGGUCAAGAUCUUCUGCCUGGUUUUUGUCUUCCGAAAGGAAUUACACCCAUUUUGCCCAUAUUCAGGGAAGCUAUUCUCAACGGUGUUCCGGAGGUCAAAGAACAAGCUGCGCAAGGAUUGGGCGAAGUUAUAAAACUCACAAGUGCUACGGCUUUGCAACCCAGUGUCGUUCACAUUACUGGACCGCUCAUUCGAAUUCUGGGAGAUCGCUUUAACUGGAGCGUAAAAGCGGCCGUCCUUGAAACUCUUGCAAUAUUAUUAGGAAAGGUGGGAGUGAUGUUGAAACAAUUCUUACCGCAACUGCAGACCACUUUCUUGAAAGCGUUAAAUGACAGCAAUAGACAAGUGCGUCUAAAAGCAGCCUAUGCACUGAGCAAUCUCAUUGUCAUUCACACUCGAACUGAUCCCUUGUUUGCAGAACUUCAUACUGGAAUUAAAACCGCGGACGAUCCAGCAAUUAGAGAAACGAUGCUGCAAGCUCUGCGUGGAGUGAUAACGCCUUCUGGAGAUAAAAUGACAGAACCUUUGAAGAAACAAGUCUUUGUAACUUUGACUGGAAUGCUGGGACAUCCGGAGGACGUGACGAGGAGUGCGGUGGCAGGUUGUUACGGAGCACUCUUGAGGUGGCUGAGUCCUGACCAGCUAACGGCGGCACUGAAUGAUCAUUUGUUAUGCAAUGAUGUAAAUGCCGACUGGAUGCUGCGACAUGGUCGCUCAGCGGCUCUUUUUGUAGCACUCAAAGAAGCCCCAGCUACAAUUUACACCGAAAAGGACAAAGAACGAGUGUGCAAAGUUAUGCUUUCUUACCUGUCUGCUGACAGGACUCAGAUUGCUAUGAACGGAGUGCGUGCGUGUGGAUACCUUUUCCAGUAUCUAAUGCUCGAGGGUCUACCAAUUCCACAACAAGUUCUGACACCCUUUGUUAGAUCAAUGAAUAACAACAGCAAUGACGUGAAGCAAUUGCUAGCAAGGGUGUGUAUACAUCUCGCGCGGAAUAUACCAUCUGAAAAAAUGUCCCCGGAUCUACUGAAGUCACUACUUCCCAUGUUAGUCAAUGGCACUAAAGAGAAGAACGGCUAUGUUAAAGCUAACAGUGAACUCGCUCUCAUUGCAGUUCUAAGGUUAAAGCAGGGCGAUGAAGAACACCAGCGAUGCAUUGCUCUCCUGGACGCCGGAGCGAAGGAAUCCCUCUCAGAUGUAGUUAGUAAAGUUUUACGAAAGGUGCUCUCCCAACCAGAAGGCAAGAUAGAGGAACUAGAUGAUACGUUACUCACGUGAGAGAUAUUUCACUUUCUGGGGCUUUCUAAUCGUAAUUUCUGUUCUAUUUCUGAUCAGAAACUCACAUGUAGUCAUCCUCACGAACCCAACUACACCUACUAUGUGCGUUCUAAUUCCGACCUAGACUCGAAAUUAGUCAAAUCGAUCUCCUACCUCCGCGAGCAAUUGAACAGCAUCAAAUGCAAAUCUUCGUCGAUGGCGCUCAAGCUGCUCAAGCUGCGAUGCUUGAGAAGUACAAGAAACGAUACUGAAUCCGAGAGCAUUCGAAAUAACUCUCGUUGGAGGAUUAUCUUUCAAAACUUAGACGCGGAGACUGCAGGUCUUCGUAGAAAGCGAACUUUUCCUCGAGACUUGACUGAUGGCUCUAUAUCUUUAAUUCGAGACCAUACACCACCGUCAAUUAAAGACUUGGCACCUGAAAACCUUCCUCAUCUAUCUCAAGAUUUUCCACCUUCUACUCAAGAUUCCCUUGCAUUAAUCAAAUCCAAAUCGGAGUUUAAUCGAGAAGGACCGAGUCACACUUUUAUAAACGACCUUCUAGUCAAAGAAUAUUGGCAAAUCUCGACUAACUCUCGAUGUCAAUACUUGAUUUAUCCCUCGAGGAGAAACCCUUCGAGAUUUUCGGAAAAUCCACUCAAGCUGUCUCUCAGAUUUUGCGCGAGCAGCGAUCAGUCGCGAACCUUUUUCCCGCCAUGAUAGCAUUUCCAAUCUGUAUAUUACGUUAAAAGCGAAAAAAAAUUCAAAUCCGUUUUAUUGUGUGAUAAGUGUGGAGUGAUACGAGCAAUCGCGUUAACGCGCACUCGAGUUUUACUGUUGUAGAUGGCGCUCGGAAAAGUCUAAAAGACUACUCGCGUUUUACAAUACUCCACGAAAUUGAAGUUCUGAAGCCAAAAAUCAAAGUGUUGGGUUUGGAGAAGUUACUUGUUGAACCUGAUGAUAGCACUUGAUUGUUGAAUUGUGUAUUGAUCAACAGAAUUUUUUAUUGCUAAAUAUGUUUUUAUAUUGAUAGGCAGAAUUUUGUAUUGAUGAUUGUUCCAUUUUCUUUAUCUGCGUUUUGUAGUGCAUUUUCAGUGUGAGUUUUUAAUAACUAGCAUCUUGCCAAUUUCUGAAAGGCAAUUAUAACAGGUUCGAUUUGUCACUCUGAUCCUCCGUUGAGCACUUCUGGACUCUUCAUAAAACUUCUCCAAGAUAGUGUAAAAUGUCUUUUAACGUUAAAUUUUGGAGUGUGAAGUUUGAAGGUUUUCACCAUGAUUUACGGUUUAGAUUUUCUUGACUUGAGAUUUUUGAAUAAUUUAAACCUUUUUCACUGUUCAAUUAUAAAUUUGCAAUUCAUAAGAUUUUUAGAUUGUCAAAUUUCAAUUCUGGAAGGGGAGGAAAUUCUUUUCUUCAAAGUUUGAAGCAAUAUAGCUUGGAGUGCUGAAGUGCCUCUAGAUUUUGAUGAGGACAACUCCUGUGGCUUAUUUUGAAUUCUUAAAUCUCUUUUCUACCCAAAAAGCCCCAAGACUGCAAAGAGCAUGCGCAUAAAACGUGAAAAUUCCUAUAAACCUGAUUUUGUUGUACAGCGAAACAGAAACUGGAUUCGAUCAAGAAACCUUAUAUUGUUGAAAGUAUUCUUACAUCCAUGAAAAAUCCCAUUUUCUUUUCUCUGAAUUAGAAAUAAAUACCAAAUAAAAGUAAAUUCAGUUGGUACUGAUAAUGUUAAAUUUAUUUAAUGAUAUUCUCUGAUUUUUUUAUAUCGUUUCCAGUUUCUGCAAAAAAAAACCUCGAUUUGUAUUUUUGUAGAAUCUUGUAUAUUCAUUUUCUCUGAAUCACUUACUAAUUUCGUAAAAAUUUGGUGAUUAAUUCGCGAAAUCCGAGGUACAACUUCCGGCACUGUAAAUAAUCGAAAGCACAAUGGACCCCAGAAUUUUUGAAGCAAACUGGAAAAAAGAGUCAACUAGUGGAUACAAAAAAUGGUAUUAACUAAAUCAGUUUUUUGUUAAUGAUUUUCUGCUAUCUUAUUUUUUGAUUCGAUUAACUCAGAACAACGUAAAUAUUUCUUAUUAAUAGAAAUUAUAUUGAGUCAAAUAUGUCGUCUGAGGCUGAAACUUUAAUCUGGAUUCUCCGUUUCGACAAUCCUAUUUUCUUACUUUUCUAAAAUCCUCGUACAUUUUAAAAAAUAUCACAGUAUUAGGAUUUCACGAAAUUAGCAUCAUCCAAGUACAUAAUGAAUGUGUACUAUCGGUGUCAAGCGUGCUUAGAUAUUCUAGAGUCUCUCGUCAUAGUUUUAAUAUUCAUUUAAUUUUUACUGUAUAUUGAUUGAACCUUAUAUAAAAGUCAAAGGAGAAACUUGUUUUCAAUGUUACA
Messenger RNA from Belonocnema kinseyi, 10369 nucleotides. RefSeq names its product eIF-2-alpha kinase activator GCN1 (gene l(3)80Fj). Gene Ontology annotation, biological process: regulation of translation; cellular response to amino acid starvation. Gene Ontology annotation, cellular component: cytosol. Gene Ontology annotation, molecular function: protein kinase regulator activity. Lineage: Eukaryota; Metazoa; Arthropoda; Insecta; Hymenoptera; Cynipidae. Bases 77 to 8023 code for a protein of 2648 amino acids. The transcript has 12 exons. The record is from RefSeq and is a predicted model, not a curated record.